Messenger RNA from Fundulus heteroclitus (mummichog), 1451 nucleotides. RefSeq names its product cytochrome P450 4V2. Gene Ontology annotation, molecular function: iron ion binding; heme binding; monooxygenase activity. Lineage: Eukaryota; Metazoa; Chordata; Actinopteri; Cyprinodontiformes; Fundulidae. The record is from RefSeq and is a predicted model, not a curated record.
UAUUCAGGACACAUGAACAGGCUGGGGCCGAUUUCUGAACCUAAAGCACGCUAGACGCGUACACACUGCAGAAAAUACAAUGGCAGGUUUACUUGGAAGUUACAGUUUACCAUUUCUUGGAGCAAGCCUCUUCAUUGGGGCUCUGACCUACAUUACCUACAAGCUGCUGAGCAGUUACCUCCAUAAAUGGUUUGGGAUGAAAUCUAUUCCCGGGACGGGUUUCACGUACCCCUUCAUUGGAGAUGCACUGUUGUUCAAACCCAACGCCGGAGAGUUCUUCAGUCAAAUUCUGGAUUUUACAUACGAGUUCAGAGAUGCACCAUUGUUUAAAAUCUGGGUUGGACCAAUUCCAUUUGUUAUCCUCUUUCACGCUGAAACUGUUGAGAGGAUUCUGAGUAACCCUGUUCACCUCGACAAGUCUUUUGCAUACAAAUUUCUCCAUCCUUGGCUUGGGACUGGCCUUUUAACCAGCACAGGGCAAAAAUGGCGUCAGAGAAGAAAGAUUCUGACACCGACCUUCCACUUUUCCAUCCUCGCUGACUUUUUGCAAGUGAUGAAUGAACAGGCAGAAAUUCUGGUGGAGAAGCUCGAGAAGAAGGCAGGAAAAGGUCCGUUCAACUGCUUCAGUGACAUCACCCUUUGUGCUCUGGACAUAAUCUGCGAGACUGCAAUGGGGAGGAAGAUUUACGCGCAGAGCGAUUCACAGUCCGAGUAUGUUAAGUGUGUAUACAGAAUGAGCGACAUUGUCAGCCACAGACAGAGGACACCCUGGUUUUGGCCGGACUUUAUUUACUACUUUUUCGGUGAGGGCAAGAAGCAUGACAAGACGCUGAAGAUCCUCCAUUCAUUUACCUACAAAGUGAUAAAGGAAAGGUCUGAAAACUUGUCCUACGUUGAAUCAGACAGCGAGUCUGACCACGGCAAGAGGAAGCGAAAGGCCUUCCUGGACAUGCUCCUGAAGACCACAGAUGAACACGGCAACAAGCUGAGCCAUCAGGACAUCCAGGAGGAAGUGGACACCUUCAUGUUUGAGGGUCAUGAUACAACGGCGGCCUCCAUGAACUGGGCUCUCCACCUGCUGGGAACCCAUCCUGAGGUGCAACGAAAAGUUCAACAAGAGCUCCAGGAAGUGUUUGGUACAUCGGGCCGACCCAUUAACACAGAAGACCUGAAGAAGCUCAAAUACCUGGAAUGUGUCAUCAAGGAGGCUCUGCGGCUGUUUCCCUCUGUGCCUUUCUUCGCUCGGAGCCUCUGUGACGACUGUGAUAUCAAUGGUUUCAAAGUCCCCAAAGGAGCAAACGCAAUCAUCAUCACCUACUCUCUUCAUCGUGAUCCGCGAUACUUCCCGGAGCCAGAAGAGUUCCGGCCGGAGCGUUUUUUUCCUGAGAAUUCGGCUGGAAGGCCUCCGUAUGCAUACGUCCCCUUUUCCGCUGGACUCCGCAACUGCAUAG